This is a messenger RNA of Closterium sp. NIES-65, 1752 nucleotides long. Lineage: Eukaryota; Viridiplantae; Streptophyta; Zygnematophyceae; Desmidiales; Closteriaceae. The record is from the annotation of a GenBank genome assembly.
AUGGGUGGGGUUCUUCCCACAACCAGAAAUGUGCAAGCAUACGUACCAAACUGUGCAGAGUUUGAGAUAGCACGCAGAGUAUUAGGUUAUUGUGCAACUAGCGUAACCUCGCGGCGAAAAUCGAAUCGCAACCGUUCGCCCAAACGUGACCCUCCCCUCGCCCUCGCUUUCCUUUCCCACGCUUCCGCUCUCUUUCGCCUGCGUCGUCGCCCUCGCUUCCGCAGCUCGUCGCGUGCCCGUCGCCUUCGCUCCGCCCGUCGCCUUCACUUCCCCCCCGUCGCCUUCACUCCCCCCCCUCCCCCCCCUCUUCCGUUGCCUUCAUUUCCCCCUCUCGUCGCCUUCACUUCCCCCUCCCGUCACCCUCACUUCCCCUCCCGUCGCCUUCAUUUCCCCCUCCCGUCGCCUUCACUUCCCCCUCCCGUCGCCUUCAUUUCCCCCUCCCGUCGCCCUCACUUCCCCUCCCGUCGCCUUCAUUUCCCCCUCCCGUCGCCCUCACUUCCCCUCCCGUCGCCUUCACUUCUCCCCCCCGAUGGCUUCGAUUCCCCUUCCCGUCGCCUUCCACGCCUGCCGCACUCGCUUUCCCGCCCGUCACACUCGCUUCCCCACCCGUCACCUUCACUUCCCUUCCCAUUGCCUUUCACUCUCUCCUGUUCACUCUCUUUCCCCCUGCUCACUCUCUUUCCCCCUGAUCACUCGCCUCCCCCCUCCUCAAUCUCUUUCCCCUGCUCAUUCUCUUUCCCUCUGCUCACUCCCCUUGUUCUAACCCCACUCUCCCCAUUUUGUCACCCAUUUUCCCCCUUCACGCUCUCUUACCCCCUCUGCUCGCCCCUGUUUUCCCGGCUCACUCCUAUACUCACUCUCUCCCCCCCUGCUCACUCUCUUCCCCCCCUACUCACUCUCUUUCCCCCUUCUCACUCUCUUUCCCCCUUCACGCUCUCUUUCCCUCCCUUCCGCCCGUUGCCCCCCUUCGUCUCAUCGCCCUCCCUGCUGCUCGUCGCCUUCGCUCCCGCUCGUCCCCUCGCAAUCCCCGUCUCUCUCUCCCCCCGUCGCCCUCCCUUCCACUCCUCGUUGCCCUCGCCAUCCCUCCCUUCUCCCUUCCCAUCUCGCACACUUGUCACGCCCCCUUUCCAACCCGCACAUAAACCCUUCCCUUCUUCCCUAUUUCCACGUAUCCCCUGCGCUGCUUUCCCCCAUCCUCCGACUUGCUCCCCCCAUCCCCUUCCCUGCUUCCCCCCGUCCCCUCCCCUGCCUCCCCCCAUCCCCUUCCCUGCUUCACCCCAUCUCCUUCCCUGCUUCCCCCCAUCCCCUUCCCUGCUUCCCCCCAUCCCCUUUCCUGCUUCCCCUCAUCUCCUUCCCUGCUUCCCCCCACCCAUCCCCUUCCCUGCUUCCCCCCAUCUCCUUCCCUGCUUCCCCCCAUCUCCUUCCCUGCUUCCCCCCAUCUCCUUCCCUGCUUCCCCCCAUCGCCUUCCCUGCUCACCCUUGCUCCCUCUGUUUCACCCUUGCUCCCUCCCCUUCUUCUCUUCUCACUCUCUUCCCCCUUGCUCACUCUCUUUACUUCUGCUCACUCUGUUCCCCCCUGCUUCCUCUCUUCCCCUCUGUUCAAUCUGUCCCCCGCUGCUUCUUCUCUUCCCCUCUGCUCAUUCCGUUUACUGUCUUCCCCCCUUCACUCACCCCCAUACCCCCCAAUGCAGUUACAGGUGCCCAGGACCAGAUGUGGCUUUACCAUGGCCUAGUUUAUUGCUUGCAGUAUAG